UCUCUUUUUCUUUCUCCAGGAAAGUCUCGAAUGUCUGAAUCCAGCCAGUGAGCAGAAAAAGCAAGAAUCAAAGGUUGAACAGUCAAGGCCAAGAAGAACAGGGUGUCAUAAAUUCCAGAACAAGAAACUCCUACGUAGUAUGGGCAUGACGUCAACCUAUUCUCCUGAGGAGUUUGUCGGUCUGACCACCAUCGCAUCAUCACCAUGUGAAAACAACAACCUGCCCCCACCUGCAGCAUUCCUUUCAUCGACAUCGUCGUCCUCGUCGUCGUCAUCACAGCAGUGGAGCAUUAUGAUCACGCCCACAUCGAGCCCCACCAAAGAAAUGGAAGGUGUCAUCAAAGAACCACGGAAGGUUGAUGAGGUUAUCAACGACAAUGCCUGCUCAUAUUGCAGCGACGAUGACCACCACGACGACAUCAACGACGAUGACAGUGAUGCAGAUACGAUGACAGAGCGAGGAGCGGAUAGAUUUGUUUUGGAUCCUUGCAACGAGCUUGAUUUAGAACAAAUUGAAAAGUACUGAAAUGUUGCAGAGAUAAAGACAAAGGGAUGUUCAUAGUGUACUGAGAAUGAGAGAGAGAAAAGAGAGCAAGAGAUAAAAAGAGGAAGAACAAGUAUCCAGAUUGGAGCCUGGAAGCAGGAAACAGAUGGGUCGUCGUUUUUUCUUGGUGUUCUUUCUGAUUGGCUGAUUCAAUAAAGCAAGGAGUAUGGACUCUGCAUGUGUGAGAAAAAUACUGACAGUAUUACGACUAACGCAAUUUGGGCGUAUCAUUAUUUUCUUCUCAUUUGUCAAAGAUAUAAAAAUGUCAGUCGGGAGCUUUUUUUCCUCGACGCAAUUGAGACCAAAUCGAAUGAUGUGAUGAUUAGAAGAUGAAAUGAAGAAAAAUUGACUUUCAAACAAAAUGCAUUUUUGUAGGCCUACAGCUUUUGUAGAACAAGCAUUGUAGUUCUUGAAUUGUGUGAAGAUUGGCAGUUCAAAAUUUAACGAACAUGACAGUCAUUUUUUUUUACAAAAAUCUUUUGUUUCAUGUUCAUAGUAACAACAGGAAAAGAAAGUGCUUUAAUAUUUUUAGAAACUGUCUGUAUAAUUGACAACAAGUGUUGCGAUAUUUUGCUGAUUAUCUGUGUGCCUAUGCAAGACUUAACUAAACAGUUUGAAAGAAGAAAAAAGAAAGAAACGUAGGAAAAUAUAUUUUCCUGAGGCAUGCAGAUGAAAUGAAAGGAAUAAAAUUAUGGUGCAUGCUUUGCAAUGGUCAUAUGGUAUUCAUUCAAAUCUGGUAUUACUUAUGGUUCUUUUUUUUAAACAUUGCUGAAUUAUAUUGUGAAAAAAAUAUAUUACUUCAACCUGCAUUAUGCAGUUUGUAGCGCUUAAGUGAGAUAUAGGGAAAAGACAGGCUGUUAACCAAUCAAAGAUGAUUUCUCAAAAUGACUGACGAUAUUUUAGAUAAUUGCAUUUCCAGGACUAGAAUCUAGAAUUAGGAGGUUAAAGAAUGAAACAGUUACAAGUGUUCAGAACUUCAGUUUUAAACACUGAAAUUAUUAGCCAGAAUAAUACAUCACUUUGGUUUGCAAGUAAAAUGCUUGCUUAAAUAGCAUAGCAAUAUACUAUAAGAUGUUAGUAAUCGAGUCAAAAGUGAUUUACUUAAUCCAUUUAUUUCAUUAACUGAUUUGAUAUACACAUUUAAUCCAAGCAGUUUUAAAAAGCAGCCACUGUCUAUCCCAUCAGGCUCAUGUUUUCCUCCGUAAACAUUCAAUCAAUUUGAUUUUAACCUGCAAAUAUGAGUUACUAGUAAUGGGACUAUGACAUUCAAUGAAUUUGAUUUCAAUUUGCAAACAUAAGUUACUUGCUGUGGGACUAUGAGAGAGAAACCUUAUGAUUGGUACUGACUUUUGUCUAUCAUCUCUACCUCAGAUUUUAGCUCUUUCACAAUAAAAGAAAGGACUAUCUUUCAUUCAGACUGCUCUGAUACUAGGGCAGCUUUUGUGUGUAGGCUGUGUGAUUAGUCUCAGAGGGUUGUUUCACAAACACUUAGUUCCGACUUAAAGUCACACUUUUUAAGUUCCCAGUUGCAUCAUGCCAUCAGAGGUGUAAUCAUUGAUGCUGUCGUGUGUUGGAUAUCAUGUGCGCAUUGGCGCUUGAAGCGUGACUUUAAGAUUUAAAGUCUUGGUGAAACUCCCCACAGAAACGUCUGUUUUUAUGUCUUUGUAGAUUCAUUUUUCUAGGGUCUGAUUCCAAAGACUUGAGUUUGUUCCAUUUCUUUCCUUGAAAGGGAAAGUCUCUGAUUCAUUAUUUGUGAAUGAAAUUUAUACGUGUUAAAGCUGUAAUUCAGUAAAUGUAACCAUAAUAUUUUGAUCGAUGGUAUAAUUGAUGCAUUUCUCCUUGUAAUAAUUUGAUAAUGUGUAAACAAGAGAGAUUGUGUACAGAUUAAUGCAAAAUAAGUUGAUGCAUGUCAAGAAGACAUUAAGUUGAUUUUUGUUUCUAUUUGUAGCAAAUGCCAUUUAAAAGAAACUAGUGCAACCAUUUUAUAAUAACUUACAAUAGGUGAAGUGUGUAGAUAGUCAUACCAAAUAGAUUAUAUAUUUGUUUUGUUUGUGAGUGCAAAGUCCUUUUUCUAUCCCUUCUUAGGAGCUGUAAUAUGCUUCCUUGAUAAAUAUUUUUUUUCCAAACAAUGCUAUUGCUUUUUUUAUUAUCCCUCGAGCAAGACACAUUUUGUGUCCAGCCAAUUUUGCAGUGUUACAGUACUAUUCUUCAUUAUUGUAUGUGUUAUAAUAGCUUCUUUUUGAGCUACGUUUGAAAUAUAGUGUGCAAAAAAAGUUUUUGUUUGUUUUUGAAAACAUUAAAUAAGUAAUAAUCAAUAGUGAGAGACAUGUAUUAUGUAUUGUGUGGAUGCAGGAUGCAUUUCGAGCCCAUGAUAAUGAUUAAUUUGUAACAUGUUCGGUGUACGACAGAUGCUUAUUGAACAAUUGCUGAAGACGUUUAUGUACCAUCAUAUAUGUUUUGUUACCAUUUUUCAUUCUUAAAAAAAAGCACUGUUUGGGUAUUUAGUAUAUAAUUACACAUGUACACUAAUAACAAUCAACAAUCAUUUGUAAUAUACUUAUAUUGUGUGCUGUGUUUUGCACUAGUUUUUUCUCAGAAUAAGAUGCAAUUUAAAUUUAACCUUGAGUAAAGUAGCCCUUAGUAGAUAAUUGUGAGAUAAUUCUUUAAAAAAACACCAACAAAUGAGAUCAAUAUAAUGUUAUUGUGCAUAUUGCUAUAAAUGUCAUUAGUGAUAGCAGAUACAUGGUGUCAUAGUUCAUUUAUACUUUAGCUGACUUACAAGCACAUGUAACAGAAUGAAGGCCUCAUCUUAUUAUUUUCUUUGUGUCAUUUUAGAGGCAUAAAGACAUUAACCUAAGUAAUUGUGUAACAUUGGCCCUUCUGUCUCUUCUUACCGAUUGAUGUUUUUUUGAAAUAUUUUGUAUUUAGCCCGUCAGUCAGUGCAUUUCGUGUGAGGGUGUGUGUGUUUCUCUCUCUCUUUUUGAUUUUGAAUAAUGUUUUUUUUUUUGUGCCAGCCUGUCUUUGUUAGGUAACUUGCCAACUACCUAGUUUCCAGUAGUAGGGCAAAUCCACAUGGGGAAAAAGCAAAAUAUGCAUAAUCAUGCAAAAAUUUAUUGUAGUUUGUUCUGAAUACCUUCAACAGAAAUUGAAUGAAAGUAUUCAUAUAUGGGAAAGUCAACACUGAUGUCAUUCUAAUUUGAUGAGGUCAGAGAAAUGAGAGACUUCAGACUUUUGUGAUCAGUGACAAUUGUGAGCCUUUUCCUUUUACACAGUAUCAUGAAUUUGUAUGGGUUGCCAUUUUUCAUGUUGCUGUAUUCCAUGAAGAAUGAAUAGACUUUUUGCAUGCACUAUGAAAUAAUUCAAAACUUCCGGCAAAAAUGGCAAUUUAUGGAAUUUCCAAGGAAGCUCACAAAUGACACACACAAAAAACUAAAUAUGACUCCUAUUUCUUUUGAUGGACUUAUAUCGAAAUUUCAUUUAUAUAUUACUCUUCUUUCUGUAUUUAUAUUAUACAGAUGUCUGGGUUGAUUAUUCCUUCAAUCAGCAUUGGGGGAAAUAAAAAAAAUCUUCAGAAUUAUUUCUCUUGUAGUAAAAGAGAAUGCAAUUCCUCUGCAAGUGUACGCUAGAACUGUCCUACCCAAAUGUUCUGGCCAGUGUGCACCGAUGUGUAUAUGGCAAGCCAUGUAAACAUUAAUUAUAUCCUAUUUCCUGAUAAGAAAUAGGACGAUAAUGAUAUUAAUAGCUUGCCAUUGGUACGUUGGCAUAUGUUGGAUGAAACAUUGAGGUGUGACAGUGCCUAUUUUCAAUAUUUAGCUUCCAAUAUCUAGGUAUGGUACUGUUGAGUACUACUCAUCAAUGAAAAAUUCAGAAUCAGUAUAGACUCCUAGGCCUUUUGAUAUCAAUAACAUCCAUGUGGAAUUGCCCGUUAUGGUUGCGUCUGUAGUAGAGCCUUAACUCUUCAGGGUAUUUUGUGAACCAAAUCAAAUACUUAUUGUCGAUGUUAGCCUUUCUUUCUUGUCCAUAUGAAUGUGUGAUGUAGAUGUUUUUCUCACUUCUUUUAAACUCACUUCUUUUAAUAACUUUUAUAUUGAGCCAUACACAAUUUCUUUAUUGUUUCCAACAAAAAAAAGAACCCUGAAUUUAAUUUUUAAUCUGUACAUUUUUAGCGUGACUAUGUAAAAUGUGCAAAUUACGAAUACAAUUUGUACCAAACUGGCUUUGUUUUACAGGAAAAAAAUUAUCCUGUUUUGUUUUUAACGUUUUUUUUUCUUAUAUACAUUGGUUUUUAUUGGGUUUCCCAUAUGUCAUCAGAAUAGCACUGAUACAGAAUUUACAAUCAAUGUGUACAUUGGGUGAUUCCAAGUGCGGUGUUGGCCUUGUUGUUAGUGUUGAAAUUUGGAUUGCUUCCCCUGGCUCGAAAACUUAUUCAGAGUUUGCAAAACUGAUCCAGUUCACAUUAUUAACACCUCAACAACUAGUGACUUACUUUUCAGGACCAUCUUCAGGUGUUGUAAUCGUGUAAAAAUUUACAUAACACUAACACCAAAAGGUCAACACCGUACUUUAAAUCACCCAUUGUAGUUUAUAUCAAGACACCUUUACUCAAACUUCCUGCUCCAUGCACUGUUGAUAUGAUAUAUCAGUGAGAUUGAACUAGCGGUAACAUGUGGAUGUACAAUACAUAACUACAUGUAUAACAAAGACAGUGGGAGAAUUGUAAAUGCUGUGUUAUUUCAUAUCUAAUUUUAAAAUGAAAUAUGGUGUAAAUGUUUUGGAUAGAUAUUUUUGUACGACAACAAACUACAUAAUAUACACUAAGUGCAUGAAAAGUUAUAGACAUACCAUAGGCCUUCCCACCAGUAAAUGUUGAUAUAUAUAUCACCUGUUGACACAGUUUAUUGAGCCAUGUACAUUAGUAUUCUCCAAAUUCUGAAAUUCAUUUGGAAGGAGUUUACAUUAAGCAUAAGACAUUUUGGCAUUAAAACGAUGUCCCUUCCUUGCAAAAUCCUGUUUUUGCUAUCUUAUUUUUUAUUUUGAGUUUAUGACCUUUUCACACUGAAUCUGGUCAUUUUUUUGGAGCGAUGAAGUCUUUAAAAACAUCCCUUUAAUUUAUCUUGCUUCAUGGCUCAUAAGUUACAAGUCUAAGAUGAAGACGACAUAUUGCAAAUCAUAGAUUUGGAAGGUUUUGGCCUAUUUGAAAACAUGCAUGAAUGGAAUGAAAUUGAAUUCGAAGCUCUUACUUUUCUUUUUCAUAUGCAUCAUUUUUUUUUAGUAUUCAUCUAAUGAAACAUUCAAGUCACAUUGCAAAUAAGUGUGGCCAGACUUUUAGAUACAGUUUUGAAACAAAUUGACACUUCCCAUUGUUCACACUUCACUCAGGGAUAAAUCUUAAAACAAGAAACAGAUCGCUUUUUCUUUACAACAAUGAAAUUCAUGAUUUAUUUACUAUAAAUUGAAUUUCAUGUAUGCCACAAUAAAAGUUUCAUAAAGAAGCAAGCUACAAUUAAAAUACAUAAUUUUUAAAACAUAAAAAGAUGUUAAUUAUAUAGAUCAGUUCAAGCAUCAGUUAGUCUUUUUAAAGAAAUACUUUCAAUAUGCUCAGAUCUAGCUUUCUAAAACCAUCUAUGUUUUAGGUAUAGCUGUGUGGAUGUUUUUUUUAACCAUUUAAAGAUUUUAAACAGGUUCUGUAUGCUAUAUAUCACUUUUUAUGCCACAUUGUGUUUUUCUUGCUAAAAUGGGGAUUUGUAAUGGACUGUGGUGAUUUGUGUUUUUUGUUUGAUGUUUUUCUGGUGUGAAAUCAUAUAUACUGGUUUCUUGUUGACAGAUUUUUAAUGACAAUUUUAGACCUUUAUGCAGAGAUAAACGGGUAUAGUCAUGUGAUAAUGAAAUUUAGAAGAUAUUGUAUGAAAUUUAAAAUACAAGGGCUUAUAUAUUAAAAGAAAAGGAUUUAUGUUCAUUGAUUUCUCCUCAGAGACUGAAAUGUGACUUUUUUUAGACAACCUUUUUGUUUAUGUCGCUGUUAUUUGUUUGAUUGCAAUUUUCAUGAAAUCAUUUCAGGCAAAAUAAAAUCAUAUUGUAAAGUCUCUAAGAAACAUGGGGAACCACAGCAUAAUUAUACAAAAUAAGCAUUGAAUAUAACAGAUAAAUUGAUUCUGUUCAGCUUUUCUAAAUGAGUCUUCGGCACCAUGAGUAUACUCUGAAACAAGUAAUUUUUAUGGGGUUUUUUUUAAUAUAUUUGCAAAGUCUGGGGUUAGAAUUGUGGUAUAAUUGAUAGGACUUAUUUCCUCUUCAUUUGCAAACUCAUUUUAUCGCACAUAAGCAGCUGUUUUCUUUGUUAUCCCUAUACGAAGUCCGAGAUUGUAACCCCUUAAUUUUGACUAUGUAAGGGUUAAUCAAUCAGGUCAUUUUUACACUUCAAAUUCGGGCAACUGAUAUACAGCAUAGUGUGAUUUUUUUUUCACCAUCUUUUCAAAAAUUAGUUAUCUUGUGUUUUAUGAGCCCUUCACACCCCUUCCUCUGGUGCUUUUUGUUUGCUAUUUUAGACUUUAAUUUUUUUAUUUUUUUUCCAUUAAAGACAGAGAUGAAAAGUCUUCGUAGAUCCUUAAAAAACAGAAAAGCCUUAUAGAGAACAUGAAAAUGAUAGGAAAGGUCGGAUAGUACAAAGAUGGAUGUAUAUCAAGUGGAAACUGCCAAGAUAACUUGUGAAGCGAUUGACUGAAUGUGAACCUGAGCCGAUGAAUUGAGUAUAGUAAUUAGAUGAGGAUUAUGUAUGAUUUGUUUAAAACUAUGUAUUUGUAAGAAAAUGAUGUGUUGCUAUUUUAUAUGCAAGUCUUUGAUUUUCUCUGAUUCCUUCCAAAAUAACUUUUUCCCAUUUGCUCAUGGAAUUUACAAUGAAAUGAAGUGACUUGUCUACCUUUUUCACUUUUUUUUCCAAUGAAAAUGGCCCAAGUUGUGUCUUGUAUCUGAUUAAUAUUGUCAUGGAUUUUGACUCACCCCUUUCUGUACACUUGUAGAUUGGAAAAAGGGUUGACAAAUUUUCCUCUUUUUUUUCAUACACCAUACGAGCAUUCCAUUUCUUUUAAAUGUGACAUUCAUGAGUAGAUACAGUUUCUUGUAGCUACAAAUAACGUUUCUUUUUUUUUCCAGAAUUUUUUGUGUAUGAAUUCGUAGCAGUAUGUAGAAGAGACAGAGUUUAGAAGCAGAUUGUGAUUUAGGGUUAUUUGAUGAACUGAAUGUAAUGAAAUAUGAAGUAUGAUUGACAUGACGAAUGUAAAUAGAAUGGUUCUCUCUUCAGAGUUUGUACAAAUGGUUUGUAAGCAAAAGGAGAAAAAAUGAAUUAAUGGAUAGAGACUGGUUGUAUUAUAAGAAGGAACGCCGAAAGACUUUGUAAAUGCAUUGAGCAAGUGUUUUUUUAGAAGCAAGAAUUUGGAUGGAAUUUUUUAUUGAAGAGAUGAAAUUUUUUUUAAUGAUGUGAAUUUUUUCAAAUUGAAAUGAACUUAAAAAUUUAUCAGUGCGCUUAAAACAGAUUUUAUGGAAACUGGGAAGAUUACAAUUGCCGUUUAUCUUUCACCCCCUUUCUACGAAACUCAUGCCUGUAUAAGGUGAAUUAUUGACACAACACAUUCUUUAUGUAUCUCUCUCUCUCUCUUCCUAUUUUUCUCACUUUUGUGAAUCAACAACAAGGUUCAUAUAUAUCGUUGCCAUGGGGAAAGGCUCUUUUUCUCAUUAUUGAUGAUGUGAUUUUUUUGAAGUGAGGAACAAGGAGGUUUGCGAUUGGCUCAGGAUUACGUCUUUGUAUUUUUGUGUGGACAACAAUUAAAAAAAGAUG
Messenger RNA from Lytechinus variegatus (green sea urchin), 8372 nucleotides. RefSeq lists its product as uncharacterized. The transcript has 3 exons. The record is from RefSeq and is a predicted model, not a curated record. Lineage: Eukaryota; Metazoa; Echinodermata; Echinoidea; Temnopleuroida; Toxopneustidae. The coding region runs from base 140 to 526 and encodes 128 amino acids.